AUGCAGUGGCGGGCUUAUUCCUCAGUCGAACGAUUCUGUUUGUUUACAGAUUUACGGCGCCGGGCUCGUUUGCUUGAGAAUCAAAUCGAUUUGAAAUUGGUAGCACUGAACAAACUGACAUCCGGAACAUCAGGUCGUUACGAAACGCUGUUGAACGAAAAAGCAAUUGUGAGCAGCAAACAGAAAGAAUUCGAUUCACUUUCUUCAGAAUUAGAAGGCAUGCUCGCUAAACUAACACAGAUUGAUGAGCAGAUGACGCAGCAUAUUUCAAAAUGCCAAGCAAAUUCGAGGACCGGCGCAUGGGCAUCAGGUCCAGCGCUACAGCACACACUGCGAAGGCAUCGCGAAAUUUUGCGUGAUUAUUGCACCGAGUAUCACAGAUCACACGAUAAUAUAAGGAAGAAAUAUCCUUUGUUGAACAGUGUGAUGCAAAAAAUACAAAUGAGAAAGCGACGUGAUUCGGUGAUCCUGGCCGCUGUCAUAUCAGCAUGCUUCAUUCUCAUAUUUGUUUAUACGAUGCGUUCGUAA
Gongylonema pulchrum is the source of this 528-nucleotide messenger RNA. NCBI's taxonomy places the organism in Eukaryota, Metazoa, Nematoda, Chromadorea, Rhabditida, Gongylonematidae. The record is from the annotation of a GenBank genome assembly.